AUGGGUGUGGGGGCCAUUGUGUUCUCAGCCCUAGCUGAUAUGUAUGGGCGCAAGUUCUCCGCUGUCACGGCCGGUAUCAUAUCCUUAGCAGUUGGCGUUGGCAUGUCUUUUGUUCCUCAAUAUGCUGCCUUCGCUGCCAUGAAGAUGCUGCAAGCAGCAGCACUGAUGGGUCUCAGUAUUACAGCGACAUCCCUCAGUCUGGAGCUUGUCCCAACUAAACAGAGGUCUACCAUCUCUGUAGUAUGCAAUGGGGUCUGGUCGGUCUCCAUAGUGCUGUAUGCUGUAUUUGCCUACCUCACCAGGGACGUAAGCUGGAGGAUUCAUCAGUUAGCAGUGGGACUCUCGGCCUCUUACUUUGUAUUUCUACCCUGGAUAUUGGACGAAAGCAACAGGUGGCUAGCAGCAAAAAGGAAAUACCAUCUCAUCGAGCGCAAUUUGAAGAAGGCUUGCCGCAUUAACCGUGUGGAUGAGAAUGUUAUCAUAGCUCUCUUCAGAGAGAAAGUGAUGCCGCACAAUGUACAGGAACAUCACUCACUCCUUGAUAAAGACUCCAACCGUGGUCUUGACAAGUCUGCAAACAACGGAAACAUUCAAUGUGAAAGAACGGAAGAGAAGCUAAUUCUGCAGAUCUUCAAGGAUAGACAGCUACUUCUGGUGUCCGCGAUCACGUGGUUUAUGUGGUUAACUGACAGCCUCACUUACUAUGGACUUUAUCUCAACUCCACAACCUUCCACAGUGACAAAUACAUCGGUUUCGGCUUGAACUGCAUCACGGAUGUUUUAAGCGUAAUCGCGUUUUGGCUCACAGUUGACCGAUUUGGAAGGAAGCGGACAUGCCAGGCCUUUCAUCUAAUAGCAGGCUUAUCGUUGAUAGCCUCAGUGCUGUUUGACAACUUGAAAGGUGCAGUGCCUUCCUUCACUGUAGCGGUGACAACAUUUUCUUUGAUAGGAAAAUUUGCAAUAGCGACUUCAUAUAACAUCAUAUGGUUGUAUACCCCUGAAAUCUUCCCAACAAACAUAAGAAAUGUUGGAAUUGGUCUGGCAUCAAUGUCUGCGAGGAUUGGUGGACUGUUUGCCCCAUUUACACGGACUGUGUACCGCUACCUGCCGUGGGUCCCUGGCUCUGUGUUCGGCACGUUCUGUGUCGUGGUGACUCUCCUGGUUCGCUUCCUACCAGAAACUAACAACCAGGAACUGCCACAGACAAUCGAGGAGAUGAAACAGUGGAUCAGGAAACAAAGAGAAACUCCACGGAAAAACAACAUACCCGAAAACGACACUUGAAAGUAAUAGAAACUGGUAAUUUUAGAC
Haliotis rubra (blacklip abalone) is the source of this 1311-nucleotide messenger RNA. RefSeq names its product organic cation transporter-like protein. Gene Ontology annotation, cellular component: membrane. Gene Ontology annotation, molecular function: transmembrane transporter activity. The coding region runs from base 1 to 1284 and encodes 427 amino acids. NCBI's taxonomy places the organism in Eukaryota, Metazoa, Mollusca, Gastropoda, Lepetellida, Haliotidae. The transcript has 8 exons. The record is from RefSeq and is a predicted model, not a curated record. Gene Ontology annotation, biological process: transmembrane transport.